AUUUAUAAAUAUUAAUAUUAUAAAUAGAAUAGUCAUAAAUUAUACGUAAUUAAACAAGGUUUUAGACAAAGUAAAAAAAAUAAUAUUUCGCAAUUUAAUUUGAAUAGAAUAUUUUAAGUAUUCUGACGUGAGCAGAAUCAAAUUAAUAAUAUGGUUUAAAAUAAAGGAGUUUUGUAAUUAUUCCAAUUUAAUAAUGUCGUAUUAUUAGCUAUGCUCAGUCUCUACUUUGUAAUACAUUUCUCCCUCAUUCAUUAAUUGUGUUGUAUUCUUGCAAAUUGCUUACAUGAAAUAAUUAAAUGCGAUCCAUAUUUUGAACAUGCGAUGGCCAACUAACCUCACCAAUCUAUAAUUAAAAAAAUUCAAAAAAAAAAAAAAAAAAAGAAGAUGAAAUUGACAACAAUAAUAAACUCAUGAUAUUUCUAUCUAUAAAUCCACAGAAAUUAAUUACAUAGCCACCCAAAUCCAUCUAAACUCACGUAUUGCUUUUUUUCAUGUUUUUCUUAAAUCAUCAACUGAUUAAUUUGAAUUUUAUUUCUUUUAAAAUUCUCAAUUUAAAAUGUGGCGGCGGGCAGCUGCUGUACGGCGAGGAAAUGAAAGUGGAAGAGAUACAAGUGGAUCCUCCAAAAUCAACCGAAGCUCGGCCACUUUACCCCCGACUUCUAGGGCAUCGAAGGAGUUGGAGUUGUGGAGAGCAUUGGGGGAUAAAGUAAAAGAUCUAAAAGAAGGAGAUACUGUGAUGCCAGGCUACCUCGGGGGAUGUCAGGAAUGUGAAAAUUGCACAUCAGGAAAGACUAAUUUAUGCUUAAAAUACCCAUUACCCCUCACUGGGCUAAUGUCUGAUGGAACUUCAAGAAUGUCUGUUAAAGGCCAGAAGUUCUAUCAUCUAUUUUCUUGCUCAACAUGGUCUGUAUACCCUGUAAUUGAUGUCAAUUAUGUUGUCAAGAUUGACCCAAGUGUAAAUCUUGCCAUGCAUCCUUACUCUCUUGUGGGUAUUCUACUGGAUUUGGGUCAGCAUCCAAGGCUGCCAAUGUUGUCAAAGGGUGUGUACUAUUGCUGUUAUUGGACUUAGUGCUGUUGGUCUAGGGGGUAUAUAUUUCAACUCCUUUAUAUUUUUCCCCUUCUAAAAUCUGAUUCAAAAAAAUUGGGAUAACUUCAAUUAUAAGAAGAUUAUAGGGUUUUCUAACAUCCAAAUUCAUUUAUUUACUGUAUUUUAUAUUCUUAAAAUUUUAAAAUUGUGGUGUCAAAAAAUGAUUCUUUUUAUUUUUUUUUAUUCAAUAUGAAACCGAUAUUCGUUGAUUAAUCUAGUCCAAUAGUUUUCAAACCCUUCUCUUCAAAUGCUAAAAUAGACAAAAGCUGAUUCUAUAUUAUGCGGUUAACAUUUCAAAAACAUAGAUUCUUUUUAGUACAGUUAAAUAUCAAAUUUAAUUUUUAAUUUUUAAUUGCAGGGUAUAGAGGCAGCCAGAAUACAAGGGGCUAGUACAAUAAUUGGAGUAGACAAAAAUGG
This is a messenger RNA of Ricinus communis (castor bean), 1504 nucleotides long. Its product is annotated as 8-hydroxygeraniol oxidoreductase-like. Gene Ontology annotation, molecular function: zinc ion binding; S-(hydroxymethyl)glutathione dehydrogenase [NAD(P)+] activity. The record is from RefSeq and is a predicted model, not a curated record. Gene Ontology annotation, biological process: formaldehyde catabolic process. Gene Ontology annotation, cellular component: cytosol. Bases 557 to 1069 code for a protein of 170 amino acids. NCBI's taxonomy places the organism in Eukaryota, Viridiplantae, Streptophyta, Magnoliopsida, Malpighiales, Euphorbiaceae. The transcript is spliced from 3 exons.